This is a messenger RNA of Onychomys torridus (southern grasshopper mouse), 2502 nucleotides long. It is a transcript of the gene Iho1, whose product is annotated as interactor of HORMAD1 1. The record is from RefSeq and is a predicted model, not a curated record. Gene Ontology annotation, biological process: homologous chromosome pairing at meiosis; meiotic DNA double-strand break formation; DNA recombination. Gene Ontology annotation, cellular component: condensed nuclear chromosome. Bases 127 to 1866 code for a protein of 579 amino acids. The transcript has 8 exons. NCBI's taxonomy places the organism in Eukaryota, Metazoa, Chordata, Mammalia, Rodentia, Cricetidae.
CCGUCCGCCCGUCCGCCCGUCCCGGGAGCACCUGCGGAGCAAUGACGGCCCCGGAGCGGGGAGGGCGCCGGGAACCGUGUUAGGACACUCACGGACGGGGCGGGGCUCGGGCGAAGAAGUAUUAAAAUGAAUUUUAAUGUCUGGAAUAUCAAAGAGAUGCUCAGCAUUCCCUCAGGCUCUGGGAUCACUAAACCAUCUAACUGGAAUAGUAAUCAGACUGAUUGCUCUUCUCUCAGUGAUUCCCAGUUCCUCUUUGGAUCUCAGUUUUGUCCAGAAAAUUCAGAGAUUCUGUCCACGACCUUGGAUGUUGGUGCCUACUCAAGACAUCCAAAACAGACACAACAGAAUUCUGUAGACAAUGAACCUAGUAUUUUUACAAAAUACCAGACAAAGCCCCAGUUGUUUGGAGGCGAUACAAAGGAUGAAGGCUUGUUUUCUCUUCCUUUGCCAGUUGGAAAAUCAAAAGGACUCUUGAAACAGUUCGAGGAGAAAAAACGAAGGGCAACGGACAAAUGUGACAGUGAGAUGCUGUACAACUUUGUUUCUCAUUUUCAAGAAGUCAUUCACAAGCUGCAGACAUCUGUGGAAAAGUCUGAGGAACAUCUCAGUUCAAGAAGCCAAUCUAUUUUGGAUUCUUUGGAGACUAUAGCCAAGACAAUUCAAGAGACUGCACAGGUCCAGCGUGACUUGAUGUUUGAAGCAGUACGAGACAAAGGCAAUAUGGAACAGGCCAUCCUUGAGAUACAGAAGAGAUUUGAAGCUAGACAAGCUGAGUUUAUGGAGAUGAAAUCUAACCUGAAGAACCUUGAAGUAUUAGUUGCCCAGCAGAGUAAGGACUUCCAGCAGCUUUGUGAGAAGCUGGGCCAGCUCAAUGUGCCUGGUGUCAUAGGAGAGCUGGGAAAACUCAUCUCUGCACCUCAGGUAGCUGGGCGUCUGAAAGACAGCACCUCCCAGACCUCACCAGCUCAGGCCCAGAGCCUUCAUUUUACCAGGCAGGAAAAAUACACCUCUGAGGAGCCAGCUGCUCAGCAGGCCCAGGUGUCUCUUGCAGGGAAUCCCAGCAAGAGUUCCCAGAGGCCUAGGGAGUUUGGCAUCUUGGAUGAAGUAGCAGAGAGUGAUGACUUUGGAAAGGCUGCUUUGCCAACAGAUGGGCCCCAUAGAGGAAAUGAGCAUUUGAAGAACAAGACCAUGCAGACUUACUGCAAGAACUGGGUUAUCACCACCAGAAGCCUCAGUAACCACUGCUCUAGCCUCCCAAGCCAGAAGGCUGGCAGUGACCAGGAACUAACUGCCCAAGAAGCCUCACAACUGGACUUGAAUAAGUUUGAAUCCAGAGUGAAGAAUGUCUGCCCCAAAUAUGAAGUCCAAAGCAUGUGUUCUGACUCGUUUGAACAGUCAGCAACUGAACAGAAAGGCAGGACCCGAGGAAAGGGGAGGAAAGGCAAAAAGCAGCAACUCAGGAAAUCACAGAGAGGCAGGCUUCUAGCUAGGAAGAGAGAACAAACCCCAAGGAAGGCCUGUACUUUCAUCUCUAAGCAUGCAAGUCUCCAGUCACCAGUUUCUAGCCCACAAGGACCCCUCAUUAGUUGGUGGGCUCCAAGAAGCUCCACAAAGUCAGCCCGCCAUAGUCUAGGAAGAAGAGUGAGGACCAGUAAGACAGCAAGGGAAGCACACGGGGGAAUCCUGCAGUCUACCCAGCGCUCCUCCCCAGACCAGGAGUGCUUAUCCAGCAGUUCCCAGGGGGAUCAGCAGAUAAAUUGGUUCAGUGACCUCAGCCUUGAAAACCCAGAGCCUCGUCUCUGUAGGAAGGGAGGGAAGAAUUUGCUCUUCGAUCCUGAUUUUGACAGCAGUGAUGAUAACUUCUAAUGCUGCUUACAGUGACUUCAGCUGAUGGUUCGUUGAUCUUAGAAAGACAACCUUGGAACAUUUGAACUGGGCAGUAGCAUACAGUAUUUGAAGCUGGCCUAUCUAGCCUCAGAGUGAGAGGCCCUGGCUAAUGGUGGUCAGUAGGUAAUGGGUGAGAAUCCAGUAUUAUGGGCCAUGACAAAGAUAUAGAAGUAAGUACAUCCUUAGUUAAGAGACAGUGACAAGCUGACAAGCUCAGUUAGCCUGUGGUGAGGCAUCAGGAAGGCAGUUGUGUGUAUCUGGUGAAAGGAAGGGGCAUAACUUCCUUAUGAAUACAAUCUAGAAGAACUCAGAAUUCUCAUGGCUGCAUAACUAGCUCUUGAAACAGUCCCUACACCUGAUGGAUACCUUUAUUUAUUAUUUUUUUAAUCUUGUUAUACUGUCAAAGAGUUUUGUCUUUUGCAUGAGAGGACAUAUUACAGGACACACUAUUAGACAGGAGUUCAUUAUGUAGGCUUGGCUGGCCUUGUAUUUACAAUCCUCCUGCCUCAGCCUCCAGUGCUGGUACUACAAGCAUGUCUCAAUUCUCAGCUAAUAUAUUUGUAGACCUUCCUAUAUUGUUAGAAAGCAGUAGACCUUUUUUUUUUUAAUGUCAAG